GAAGAAUGUUAAAAAAUGUUUCCAAAGCUACCUUUACAUCUGUUAAAUUGUCAAGAAAUGUCCAAUUAACCAAGCUUAUUUGUUCAUAUAGUGCUACAAAAUUGGCUUUUCUGAAAUUAUAUGAUUCUCUGGCGCAUUUGGUACUCUUUUUAGAAUGGAAGCUCAUGUUGAUUAUCAUGACAAGCGGAGGAUGGUGAACAUCCUCAGGUAGUAGGUCAUCAUAAGCCUUAACGACGCUACAAAGAAAUAAGUCACUUCAUUUUUAUAUCUAAGUUUGAUUCCAAUUAUGUCAAUACUGGGAAUAUCGUCUCUGAUAAAAGUCAUAUUUACC
Molecule: messenger RNA, 331 nt
Organism: Acanthoscelides obtectus
Lineage: Eukaryota; Metazoa; Arthropoda; Insecta; Coleoptera; Chrysomelidae
Source: the annotation of a GenBank genome assembly